CGCUGUUUAAUUGACGUAAGCUGCUGUAAUUAUUUAUAGUCAGGAAGGUAUAAUGCAAAAUAAUAGCGCAGGAAGUCAGAUAAUAAUGCAGUAGAUUUGCUAAUGACUAAGUCAUUAGCACAUAAGUCAAAAGGAAGUCAGCAUGUCGGCAUCAAACUGUGGUGACAAGAUGGAGCCAUCAUCGUCAGAUCAGCAGAAAGCUGGUGACAACCAUCAUCAUGGAAAUGAAUCUCUGCAUGAUCAAGAAGACUGCAAAACCAAAGAACCAGAGGCUACACAAGGCCAACAUGUCACCACUAUACACAAUUUAAAAGAAAAUCAUGAAAAAAAGGAAUCUCCCACCCCACAAGAGGAAGACAUGGUAAAAAAUACAUUAUCCAGUGACAUUGAUGAAGCAUUUGGCAAUUUAGAAUCAAGAUUGAUGGAUGGAAUGGAAGAAGAGGAUGAUAGAAAAGAAGAGAACAGUGCUAGUUUUUACAAGAAGAGAAAACUGAUAAACUCUCAUCAGAGAGAAAAUGAAGAAGGAAGAGAAGUUGAUGAGUCAGACAGUGAUAGUGUAGGUGAAAGAGAAUUAGACAAUGUAGUAGAACAACAUUUUGGAAGUGAUACAUCCACAGAUGAAGAGAUUGAACAACAGCAUGAUGAAAAAGACGAAGACAUGAGUGACUUUGAAGACGAACAAAAGAAUAAGCCUCAACCCUCUCUCAUUUGGAGAGCACUUCCUGAUCUUUUUAAUCGUGAAAGAGGUUUGUUGCGGAAUCCACUUAAUUUCUGCCACAGAACAAUUGCAAAUGUUUCAAUGGUACAAAGAUUUAAACAGUAUACUGCUCUGGACAGUCAUGAAGGCUGUGUCAACACCCUUCACUUUAAUCAGUCAGGAAAUUUACUUACUAGUGGAAGUGAUGACCUCAAGAUCAUUCUGUGGGAUUGGGCUCGGGAAAAGAAGCUCCUUCAGUACAAUAGUGGACAUCGUGCCAAUGUUUUCCAAGCCAAGUUUAUGCCAUUUAGCAGGGAUUCAACCAUUGUCAGCUGUGCACGAGAUGGCCAGGUGAGGGUUGCUGAAAUAUCAAGUGUUGGCAACUACAGAGAUACAAGAAAGCUUGUUGGACACAAGGGGGCAGCACACAAGCUUGCUCUUGAACCAGCCUCGCCAGUAGUGUUUUUGUCAUGUGGUGAGGAUGGCCAAGUCUUCAACAUUGACCUUCGUCAGGAAAAGCCAAACAACCACAUAGAUAGUUAUCUACAUGGUGUACAAGCAUUAAUAUAUAUAUAUCUACAAAAUUGUGAGCAAGUUACUAUGUACAGUAACCACCGAGAACGUGAUGAAGAGCGCCGCCGUGAACCAGAAGGAAUUGACAGUACAAUGUUGAUGUUGUUGAUGCAGCACCUUCAAAGGCGUGCACGUCGACAGGCUAGGGAGGCUGGUGGUGAAGUUGAUAGUGACAGCGAUGAUACAUCGUCAACUGAUUCUGACAACAGUGAUACCAGUGGUGAAUUUCCUUCUGGAGGAGGGGUCCAGUGUCCAACAUCAUGAGGGCACAGUACAGUAUGCUACAUCUUGAGAGGGGUUUGGGGGUUCAAGUGUCCAGCUACAUCAUAACACCAUAAUUACCUACACGGAAAUGGUCACUAACACAAUAAUAACAAUAGCAAUCGCAUUGAAGGGCAGCAAACAUACUAACAGCGAUUUAAGGCACAAGGCACUUUAUAAAGGUACUGUAUAUCUUCCAUAGAAAAAUAUUGAAAGAUUUUGAAACAGAACUAACAUUGAAUAUUUAUAGAAAAUAUAUACUUUGUAACAUAUGAUAUUUGUGAACUUUGCUGAUGUUUGUAAAGCAGCAAUGUUUUGAGAUUGCUGUUCAGUUGAGGAUAGUUCCAGUUAAGGGACUUGUAUUUGGUCCCAAGUAAGGAACUUGAAUUUGUUCCCAGGAGACUUUAAGUGGUCUCAAGUAAAAGACUUAAGUUUCGUUCUAUGAAAUUGCUACACGCUAUCACUGACAGUUUUUACCAAAGCUGAUUGAUCUGUUGAAUUAGGGGGCGCUUUCCUGAUUGCUUCGGGAACAGCUACAAAGUGUAUGAAUUUGAGUAAAAACAGUGGUGAUAGUUUAGCAAUUUUAUGCAACUAGGCUUUAAGGUGGCGAGACUUCAAGAAUAUGUAUUAGUUGAUGUAGAAUUUGAAGAUUCCAUGCAGAAGGUAAUAGAAUAGAAGAUUCCAUGCAGAAGGUAAUAGAAUCUGUUUUAUGCCUGAGUUUUAUAAUCUUGCCCUUUUUUUAAAUUUAUAAUCACAAUGACAUCUUUAAUGGAAAAUGGAUGUAUAUGGCAAUAAGCAGUUAAUUUGUCAGUAUAUCACACUCCUCUCAGUUUGUUUUUUUGAUCAUCUUGUUUUCUAUUGAAGGAAACCUAUUGGAAAAUGCAAAUAAUGAGGAUGUUCUGGACAGUUUUUGUUAAUCACUUUUGUUUUUCUGCAUCUACCAUUUAUUUCCAAGGUUAGUAAGCUGAGUACACAGACUAAAAAAUGGAGGUGAAGACUUUUUAAAGUUCAAUUGAAUUUCAAAUGAAAUCAAAUGAAUAAUAAUUUAUAAACCUUUAUAAUAAGGGGGAAAGAAAUGGCCAUUAAUAUUAAUCCCAUUAUUGAGCGGAAGACAUUUUUUGACUUUGUCAUUUACAGAUAAUGAUUUUAAAAAAACUAUAUCAACAACGAUGUAUGAAUGAUACACCAACAGUGAUAUCAGAGAUGAUAUCUAAAGAUAUAAUACUUUGAGAAAAUGUUGUUUAGUUUGCACACAGAUACUGAAAGGUAUAUUGCUGUAAGAAUAUAUACCAUAAAUAAAUGGAUGAGUAAUUAGAAAUGAAUAUUCUAAUUGUAGAAUCUGUGAAAGCAGCAUGUGAAGGCAUUUAAUAAUGUUCCUCAUUUAUAGUAGUUUUAUAUUUUAACUUGAUGCAGUAAAGGUCAGAGACUUCAAACUUUGACAAAGGUGGUGAGAGGACCCCAGUGAUAUACUGAAGAGAUGCCAUCUAGAUAGUGUUGUUAAUUAUAUCCCAACAGAAAAACAUAUAACAGAAAUAUCAACUGCGUCACAUUGCUUUGUAAUAUACCACUCAUGAGUCAAUUAAUACAUUUGCUUGUAAUCAUACACUAUAUUUUUACAUAUGAUUUUUAAACUUGUAAUUAUCAUAAGUAAAUUUACAGUUUAUCUUAUCGUUAUAUUGGUUUAUUCUUCUCUUUAAGAGCCAAUUUCUCAUCAGAUCUCUGCAUUCCUUUCCAAAAAUUGAUUAUCAACCGUUAAUAUCUUAUUUAUUGUCUUGCAACAAAAAUUAAACAUACUGACAUAUACUGUGCAUUCAAAUUUUCUGUAACGUGUCAAUUCUUGUGAAGCAAAAAGCAGAACGUUAAUUUGAAUAUCGGUUUCAGUGUUCUAGACGUGUUCUUUAGGAUUUGCAUUAGCUUACAAAUGUGUUCCAGUUUUGAAAAUGAGUUUGAAAAAUGAUGUACUGUAGUUAUAUUUUUUUCAGAAAAUACUAUGCAUUAAUGCAUUAUAAUUAUGUAAGUGUGCAGUAUGGUCAAGAGAAGAAUGAUUAUAACAUUGGCACAUGAUUAGGGUAGUAGUAUCAUGUGAUUGAACUAAUGAAAAUGUUGCAUAAUACCAUAAAGAGAUGUCAUGUACAAUAUUAAACUAAACUAAUCAUGUAUGUUACUUGACAUGUGACAUUAAAUCUGAAGUGUAAUGUGCACAUGACGGUAGAUAUUGUGCACAUUUUUUUUUUUUUUUAUUAAAAAUACCUUCCCUUUUUGGCCUUUAAACCUACUUGUUCAGUUUCUUUGUAUAAAUUAGAAUUUAUUUGAAGCAAUGAAUAAAAUAACAAAUAAAAAUACAGUGGAA
Molecule: messenger RNA, 3881 nt
Organism: Anneissia japonica
Lineage: Eukaryota; Metazoa; Echinodermata; Crinoidea; Comatulida; Comatulidae
Product: DDB1- and CUL4-associated factor 8-like
Exons: 8
Coding region: 143-1534 (463 amino acids)
Cellular component (GO): cytoplasm; Cul4-RING E3 ubiquitin ligase complex
Molecular function (GO): protein binding
Source: RefSeq, a predicted model, not a curated record